Molecule: messenger RNA, 1918 nt
Organism: Sphaerodactylus townsendi
Lineage: Eukaryota; Metazoa; Chordata; Lepidosauria; Squamata; Sphaerodactylidae
Product: collagen alpha-1(XXVII) chain-like
Exons: 28
Coding region: 1-1848 (615 amino acids)
Source: RefSeq, a predicted model, not a curated record
AUGAACAUCAGUUACAGGAGCAAGGGCCCUAUUGUGAUGACCCACUCCCGGAGAAGGAUGGAAUCUGAUGGAUUCCUGAGAGCUCUGGGGGAAUUGCCAGGCGACAUGGCCGGUGCUCCUGUUGAGCUUCUGGCCUUGCUGUGGAAUGGCACGAUCAAGCGGAUCACCAACAUGAUUGCUCCCAAGUGUCCUCGUCCAGGUGGUAGAGCCCAUCCAGCUGUGUGGUUUAACAGGGAUCUGUGGGGUGCUCGAGGCCCAGAUGGACCCAUAGGUGAGCUGGGGUCCCGAGGUGCCAAGGGUCAAACCGGCCCCCCAGGCAAGUCGGGACCAGAUGGGCUACAGGGAAAGACAGGAGAGAUGGGAGAGGCGGGACCUCGUGGCUUCCCCGGUAUCCAAGGACCCUCGGGACCCCAAGGAGCGAAAGGGCCUCCAGGAGACCUGGGGCCUCAGGGAGCUCGAGGUCAAGCUGGUCCUCUGGGAGAAAUUGGACAUAAGGGACCCCCUGGUUCUGCAGGGCAACGUGGCCUUCCAGGUGAACCUGGCAUGAAGGGUGAUAUUGGACCGCUUGGGGUUCCUGGAGAACAAGGCCUCAUUGGUCAAAGGGGGGAGCCAGGCUUAGAAGGUGACAGCGGCCCACUUGGACCAGAUGGACUUAAGGGAGACCAAGGAGAACCAGGACCGGAAGGGGAAAGGGGAGAGAAGGGUCAAGAAGGCAUAAAAGGAAAAGAAGGACCCCCUGGAUAUCCUGGAACUUCUGGUGUACGAGGACCAGAAGGAAAACCAGGCCAGCAAGGGGAGAAGGGCAAAACCGGCCCAAAGGGUAGCAAAGGCAAUCAGGGGCAACUUGGAGAAACUGGCCCACCUGGGAAGACGGGACCAAUGGGGACUCAAGGACCAAAAGGAUCCAGAGGUACCCUGGGAGCUAUGGGUGCCCCCGGCAGGAUGGGUGUUCAAGGGGAGCCUGGUUUAAAAGGCUAUCAGGGGCAUGCAGGAUCACCUGGCCCGAUUGGACCACAUGGACCCAAAGGUGAAAAGGGAGAACAAGGGGAUGACGGAAAGUCAGAGGGCCCUCCUGGACCACCUGGAGACAGAGGUCCGGCUGGUGACAGAGGUGAUCGUGGGGAGCCGGGAGACCCUGGUUAUCCUGGCCAAGAAGGCCUGGAUGGAGAGAGAGGAAAGCCUGGACAGCAAGGGUUACCAGGGCAUCCAGGACCAGCAGGGCAACCGGGGCCAAAAGGAUCCAAAGGCCAGCAGGGUCAGAAAGGAAAGCAAGGACUGCGGGGCACCUCUGGCAGCAGAGGCUCGCCGGGUCUUGUCGGGUUACCAGGUCCCAGAGGAGUGGUUGGAAGGCAAGGGCAGGAAGGAGCUUCUGGAAUCGAUGGGAUACCUGGGAAAGAUGGCAGCGCUGGGCUAAAGGGAGAACAAGGCGAUGACGGGGAAGAAGGCACGCCAGGAAUGUCUGGGAAAAGAGGGAACCCGGGAGUGCUUGGUCUCCCGGGAGCUCAGGGCCCCCCAGGAUUCAAGGGGGAAAGUGGAUUACCUGGACAGGCAGGCCUGUUGGGGAAGCGAGGACCACCAGGUGGAAUGGGGCUCCCCGGAAGCCCCGGAGAGCCCGGACCAAAGGGACAACCAGGAGACUUUGGUGAAUCAGGAUUUCCAGGGAUCGUGGGACUGUUUGGGCCAAAGGGACCCCCUGGAGAUUUUGGGUUCAAGGGAAUUCAAGGCCCGAAAGGUCCACCAGGACUCAUGGGGAAGGAAGGUGUUAUUGGACCACUUGGAAUUCUGGGUCCAACAGGAAGCCCGGGCCCCAAAGGAGACAAAGGCAGUCGUGGCGAAACGACCUUCUGACCCUCAAGUCCUGUGUACUGUCUGUUCGGACUGACAGAGGUUAUCCCAGAUCUCAAAGUCUUUUCUUGCU